Molecule: messenger RNA, 906 nt
Organism: Cucumis sativus (cucumber)
Lineage: Eukaryota; Viridiplantae; Streptophyta; Magnoliopsida; Cucurbitales; Cucurbitaceae
Product: dihydrofolate reductase
Exons: 6
Coding region: 81-734 (217 amino acids)
Source: RefSeq, a predicted model, not a curated record
AAAUUCCAAAAUUACACCUAAUUUAGGAGACCUAUUUAAAAUGAGCGGUUCUAUAAAGAUAUCGAACAAGAACUUGAAAUAUGGCAAGCGAGAGCAAAACUGAAAGGAAACCCAAGAUUUUGUGCCUCCAUGGCUUUCGGACUAGUGGAGCAAUCUUGAGGAAGCAGGUCCAAAGAUGGCCAACUUCUGUUCUUCAUCAAUUCCAUCUCCAUUUUAUCGACGACUCAAUCCCUUCCAAAGGAAAAUCAGACGUCGAAGGAAUUUACGAUCCUCCCUAUUUCGAGUGGUUUGGAACCAGCGAGGACCCGACCAAUUAUGAAAAUUUGGAAUCGAGCAUUGAAUUCAUCGAGAGUUACAUGCUUGAGCACGGACCAUUCGACGGACUUCUCGGUUUUUCACAGGGGGCAAUGUUAUCGGCAGCACUGGCGUUGCUUCAAGCGAGGGGAGUUGCACUGACGAAGGUCCCGAAGAUCAAAUUCGUAAUAGUAAUUAGCAGUUCGAAACUGCAAUCAUCAUCCUUGGCCGCUCGAAUAGUUUAUUCUACGUCUAUUGCAUGCCCAUCCCUCCAUUUUUUAAGUGAGGAAGACUUCUGGAUGCCCAGUGGAUUAAAGCUUCUACAAUCAUUUGUUGAACCAUUAGUAAUUCAUCAUUCUAAAGGCCACAUAGUACCAAGACUUGAUGAAAAAAGUUUGAAGAUUGUGAACGGAUUUAUCCAAAAGGUUUCAAAGUUGUGACCACGCAUGAGUUUAAAUAAUUGAAUCGAAUUUACUUCUUAAAUAAGUUCUCGAACUUUUAUCAAAAGUAUAUCUUAAUUAAGUACGAAGAUUUAAAUCGUAGAAUCUUAACUUUGUUGGAAUUUUAUUAUUACAUCAACACAAUACAAAUAUUAAAAUGAUAAAGUCUGAA